CCAUUACACACACACUACGCGACCCUCAAUGUCCGCAAAGCAACCUAAAGUCAUGCAUGUGUGUGUUCGUGAAUAAACUGCAUGAUUUAAAACACACAUUAUGUAUCACAGGUUAUACAGACUCAUUCGAGGCUCGUGCCAGCAGCUUUUUGAGGGCUUAAAUUCAUCUGGGCGUUUAAUUGGAGGAAAUGUGGGGCUUCAGCGUCCGCUGUCAUGCAGCGCCAUCCGAUUACAAGAGUCUGAUGCCGUGGAAACCAAGAGCCCAUCAGCACCAGGAAAACGACUUAAAGACCUCUUCCCUCCAUUUCCGGGUCAGGAAAGCUCCCUGACAUGGGACAGUAAGAAGUUUGAAGAGUUACCGAUCGCACACAUAAAAGCCACAUAUAAUAACACACAUAUCCAAGUCACAGAUAGCGCUGGCCAGUACAUGGUCCGGACCUCGUGUGGAUCAGAGGGCUUCAAGAAUGUGAAGAAAUCCACUUCUAUUGCAGCACAGACUGCUGGGAUUUCAGCUGCUGCGAAGGCGAGGGCGAAGGGGGUCAACUACGUCCGUGUGCUGGUGAAAGGACUCGGUCCAGGGCGCUUGUCUGCCAUCAAAGGGUUAACCAUGGGAGGACUAGAGGUUGUUUCCAUCACCGACAACACCCCAGUGCCACACAAUGGCUGUCGCCCUCGCAAAGCACGAAGGAUGUGAGGAGGAAGAAACCCCUUGAACCCUGAAGUCUUGUUUGUCAUUAUCAUUGACCAUCCGCUCUGAAUAGAGAGGUUGAAUGCAGGAUUAUUCUGGUCAACACUGUUUUUUGCAGCUGCAGUGCUGUUAAUAUGUUAUUUACCUUUUUGAUAAAAAUUAAAGUGUGAAGAUGUCACUCA
Megalobrama amblycephala (Wuchang bream) is the source of this 870-nucleotide messenger RNA. RefSeq names its product mitochondrial ribosomal protein S11 (gene mrps11). The transcript has 6 exons. Gene Ontology annotation, biological process: maturation of SSU-rRNA from tricistronic rRNA transcript (SSU-rRNA, 5.8S rRNA, LSU-rRNA); translation; ribosomal small subunit assembly. Gene Ontology annotation, molecular function: small ribosomal subunit rRNA binding; mRNA 5'-UTR binding; structural constituent of ribosome. Lineage: Eukaryota; Metazoa; Chordata; Actinopteri; Cypriniformes; Xenocyprididae. Gene Ontology annotation, cellular component: mitochondrial small ribosomal subunit; ribosome. Bases 101 to 694 code for a protein of 197 amino acids. The record is from RefSeq and is a predicted model, not a curated record.